UCAUGUAGCCAGUAUCACUCAUGGUGUAAAUAUAAAGGUAUGGUGGUCUGUAACAUCAUGUGUCUGUGUUUCCUACAGAUGUUCCACAGCUGGUGCUGGUUAAAGAAGAAGCUCCUGAAGAACAGAGUGCUGGUGUGGACCAGCAGGACCCAGAACACCUCCACAUAAAGGAGGAACAGGAGGAGCUCUGGACCAGUCUGGAGGGAGAGCAUCUCUGUUUGAAGGAGGAGACUGAAGCUGUCGGGUUUCCUGUUACUGCUGUUUCUAUAAAGAGUGAGGAUGAUGAAGAGAAACCUCUGGUCUCACAGCUUCAUCAGCAGCAAAUAGAAGACAGAGAUGUUCCAACCAGCAGCUCAGCUGACCAGAUGGCAGCAGAAACUGGUGGAGGAGCAGGAACUAGCAGGAACCCAGAUCUGAACCCUCAUGAACAAACAUCUGAUUCUUCAGAGACUGAAGUUAGUGGAGAUGAUGAUGAAGAUGAUGAUGAUGAUGAUGGUGUGAAUCUGGACUCUGAGCUGUCAGACUCUGGGUCUGAAACUGGAGAUGAAGAUGAUGACUGGAAUGAGAGCAGGUCUUCUGAGUCAGAUGUUUCAAGGAAGAGAGAAGAGACGGAUGAGAAACCUCUGUUCUUACAUUUCCACAACCAUCAAAUGAAAGACGGAGGUGUCCCAACCAGUUGCUUGGCUGGGCAGAUGACAGCAAAAGUUGGUGGAGGAGCAGAAACUAACAAGAACCUAGAUCUGGACCCUAAUGAAAAGACAUCUGAUUCUUCAGAGAUUGAAGUUAGUGGAGAAGAUAAAGAUGAUGUGAAUCUAGACUCCGAGCGUUCACACUCUGGGCCUGGAACUGGAAACGGAGACCAUGGCUGUAAUGAGAACAAGUCUUCAGAGUCAGAUAUUAAGACCGUCAACAAAUCAUUUAGCUGCCCUGUGUGUGGUAUACGGUUCCUCCACAAGUGGUCUCUUCAGGAACAUGAGAGAGUGACAAGUCAUUCAGCAGGAAAGUCUUCAGAAUGUUCGGUUAAUACAAAAUGUGUGAAAGAGAAGCAACAUGGAGGCUCAUGUAGAAAAGUCCAGAAAGAACCAAAAUCAUUUAGUUGUGAUGACUGUGGGAAAAGAUUUAUCCAGAAAAGUAAUUUAAACACACACAUUAGAGUCCACACAGGAGAGAAGCCUUAUGUCUGCGAGCUCUGUGGAUACAGAUGUACCCAAAAGGCACAUUUAAACUAUCACAUGAAAGUCCACACUGGAGAGAAGCCUUUUGCCUGCGAGCUCUGUGGAUACAGAUGUGCCCUAAAGUCACAUUUAAACCGUCACAUGAAAGGUCACACUGGAGAGAAGCCUUUUGCUUGUGAGCUUUGUGGACAAAGAUUUAGCCAUAAAAAUAGUUUAAACACACACAUGAGAGUCCACACAGGAGAGAAGCCUUUUGCUUGUGAGCUCUGUGGACAAAGAUUUAGACAUAAAAAUAGAUUAAACACACACAUGAAAGUCCACACAGGAGAGACGCCUUUUGCUUGUGAGCUUUGUGGACAUCGAUUUAGCCAUAAAAAUAGUUUAAACACACACAUGAAAGUUCACACAGGAGAGAAGCCUUUUGCCUGUGAGCUCUGUGGACAAAGAUUUAGCCAUAAACAUAGUUUAAAAACACACUUGAGAGUCCACACAGGAGAGAAGCCUUUUGCCUGUGAGCUCUGUGGAUACAGAUGUACCCAAACGUCACAUUUAAACACACACAUGAGAGUCCACACAGGAGAGAAGCCUUUUGCUUGUGAGCUCUGUGGGAAUAGAUUUUGUGAAAAGGGAAAUUUAAACACACACAUGAGAGUCCACACAGGAGACAAGCCUUUUGCCUGUGAGCUCUGUGAAUACAGAUGUUCCCAAAAGUCAAGUUUAAACACACACAUGAGUGUCCACACAGGAGAGAAGCCUUUUGCCUGUGAGCUCUGUGAAUACAGAUGUACCCUAAAGUCAAGUUUAAAGGAUCACAUGAAAGUCCACACAGGAGAGAAGCCUUUUGCCUGUGAGCUCUGUGGACAAAGAUUUAGCCAUAAACAUAGUUUAAAAACACACUUGAGAGUCCACACAGGAGAGAAGCCUUUUGCCUGUGAGCUCUGUGGGAAUAGAUUUUGUGAAAAGGGAAAUUUAAACACACACAUGAGAAUCCACACAGGAGAGAAGCCUUUUGCCUGUGAGCUCUGUGAAUACAGAUGUACCCAAAAGUCAAGUUUAAACACACACAUGAGAGUCCACACAGGAGAGAAGCCUUUUGCCUGUGAGCUCUGUGGAUACAGAUGUACCCAAAAGUCAAGUUUAAACGAUCACAUGAAAGUCCACACAGGAGAGAAGCCUUUGUCUGUGGGCUGUGUGGACAAAGAUUUAGCCGAAAGACAAAUUUAAAGAGACAUACGAGCAUCCACACAUGACUCGAGGGAUUUAUUUAACAACAGUACUUCCAAAUGUACUAUUUAGUUUUUUUACAACCUUAAUAUUAGUCUUGUGCCUCUGCUCAACUACUUUGAUCGGCCUUUGAGCCACCUCUUCUUUUGAGUUUUUUUUUUCAAAUCUCCUUUGUUUUUAAAACUCAGGCCUUAACCAAACAUUUGAGAUGUUCAUUCAUGAAUUCUGAAUACAAAAAAAUAUUAAAGAUUAAGAAAAAACUGUUAUAACCUCCCUUGUUUAAGAAACAGACAAGACAACAGGCAUAUGAUGAUUGUAGUACAUAACCCACUGCAAUUUAGAGCCGUUAGAUACCAGUGGCGUCUGCUUUAAACAAUUUUUCUGUACAUAAAGUGAUAGCAUACAAUGUUGUAAUAACUGCAGCUUAAAAAUAAUGUGUCUUUAUUCAUUUGGAGUCCCUAAGAACAAAUCCCACCUUAAAGGCUGUGGAGAGACAGCUGGGACUGUUGUCAAAAAGUCAUAAAUUACAAGGCGGCUCUGUGGAGACUCCAUUCUCCUACAAUAGCAUUUUGCUAUUCUAAGCAGGCUUAGGAAUGUGCCUGUACCAGAUUUUUUAGAGAUGCUGUUGUAGAGUUAUAAGCAGUGGACAGAUGCUGGAAAAACAGAACCACUUUUGGGCUGCAUGGUUCUCCACCGGUGUACCGAUGCUUGUAUUAACAUGGACUAGAUUGUAAUAAACCGGUUAUCUUUUUUAACUCAAACUUUGCCAUGAUUGAGUCAUAGCACUCCAAGAAACAGCUCAGCAUGAAAAUUAACCACAUUCCCUUUAUUUCUGAUGACACAACUAAGCACUGCUGGUGGACAAUUAAUCACAGACACUUAGCACGCGUUCUGUAUUCAGUUUGAACGAGGUUUCACGCCCUCUCAGUAGCGCAGCAUGGUGCGGUUGUCCUGAUUUUUUCAUGUAGUUGUGGUUUAGGCAUUUUUUGCCAUUAUCACUGAUAAAAGCUGUGGGUUUAUUCAUUUGUGAAUUAAUUAAACAAUACAGAUCACAGUCCAAUGUUUUUGUUUUGUUUUGAUUUUUAAGUAAGGUUCAGCAAAUGCUGUCGAAUCACUGAACGCCAUCAUCUGGGAAAUGAAAUAUGAACUGUUUCCAAGUACCGCUGUAAUGUACUUGCAUUCCACUAGGCAGAAGAAAAAAUAUUUGUAUAUAGCGUCUCUCAAGAAAAGCUCACGAGGCGCUUUAUAAGAACGACAAAACUGAAAAAAAGACGAACAAAGACCAUAAUAAAAAAAAUUUAAAAAGGGAAAUUUUUAGACUAAAAAUGAAUCCUGAAAAAGACAAACCUGACAGAGCCAGUAGUAGGGCUGGGUGAUAUGACGAUUUUAGACCGUUUUACGAUCUACACAUCUGACGGUCUGUCAUUUUUGAGAGACCUUUUUAUCACGAUUCACAGCUCUGCUGUUGAAUUUCUGCCUCUGAAUGAAAAGGGAACUUACCUCAGGUGAAUGACAUGCCUUUGUUUGACCCUUAACCAAUCAGAGUGAGUCAUAGUAAUAUAUUAGUGCCCCGCUUGUUUUCACCUGUGUGUGAACAAACAUGGCUACGGCCGCAGCCGAGAGCGACAACGAGGUUUUCGUUCCGAAGAGGAACGCCUCGUCCAUUAUAUGGAAUUGGUUUGGUUUUUCACCAGAUGACAAAGAGCAGCGAAACGUCAUUUGCAAAGUUUGCAAGGAGAGCGUCAAGGCAAAUGAUGGUAACACCACAAACUUGUUUAAUCACUUGAAAAGAAGGCAUCCCAAACAAUUAGGGGUGGAUCCGAACCCGAAUACGGUAUUCGGAAAGACAAAAAAAUAACGUGUUUUUUACAAAUACUUAUUUUGAACAAAUACUUGAAAAAAAAUAUUUGCUCUCGGGAGCAAGAAAAACGUGAUAUCAAAAAGCUGCAUUUCUUCAUGAGAACGCAGUGCUUUCCCGGAUGAGUGAGUGACGUUCAGGAGUCGGCCGGGGUGGGGGUUACAUAAGGUUGCGCUGGCUGACAGACUGCCCCACACAGCUUGACUGAGCGAGAAAAGACUUAACUGCAUCACUAUUUUUGUUGAGAAGAUUUUUGUACUGUAACUGGGUUCCGGAGGCAGUUUAUAACUUUCGGGAAGCGGAGUUUGAUCCGGGGAUUAUUCUGUUGUGCAGCAUUAUUGACGUCUGCAGUCGAGUCUGAAAAAAAAAAGACAGGAGCGCCGUUAUGGCUGCUCUCAUGGUCUGCCUGUAUCUGUCUUGUCUAUGUGUGUGUGUGUGUGUAACCUUGGUCAGGUUGUACUGUGGAGUCAAGUUCCUACGCUCUGAAAGGAGCGCUGGCAAUAAAAUUCUUCUGAUUCUGA
Messenger RNA from Nothobranchius furzeri (turquoise killifish), 4778 nucleotides. The record is from RefSeq and is a predicted model, not a curated record. NCBI's taxonomy places the organism in Eukaryota, Metazoa, Chordata, Actinopteri, Cyprinodontiformes, Nothobranchiidae.